UUUAUUCAUUUUCGAAGAGCAUUUCCGGUGAAAUUGUUUUCAUUCGCAACAAAUUUACCCAAGUUUUUAGUCAAAAUCGAUUGUUUACCAAAUGAAUAGCAGAUGUAAAUAAGGAUCAAGAACCCCGUUUGAAGAGAAGAUAAUAAAACAUUUGCAAUGAUGUCAAGCGAAGACAAAGAUCAAAUGGAAAAUGACUCAAUUGGUACGAUGGGAAAUGAUAAAUGGCUGGAUGCCUAUAAGGACCCUGUGGCCUCUCUCUACACAUUGACCCAGUGUAUCUGUCUGUCUGAUGUCCAAGCCGACGGUGACUGGAAACUUAUCAUAGCUGACCUAGGGACAGGAACAUACAACAUGAAGCUCAAAGUCUAUAAAGGGACGAAUUUAAUGAGUGAACACACGAUAAUUGACCUACCUACAGGGGUUGUGACAUUUUACAUGGACACCCAUGAACCCCGGACACCAGCCAUAGCUGUAGCCUCAGGUCCGUACAUUUACGUAUACAAGAAUUUGAGGCCGUAUUUCAAGUUCACCCUGCCAACACUGGAGGUUAACCCUGUAGAGGCCGAUCUCUGGAAUCAGGUCAAAGAGGAAAAGAUUAAUAUAUUUGUGUUGCGGGAAAUGCUAGAGGGAAUGAGGGCUGAAGGCAUUGUGUUAACCGUGAGGUCACUGAGAUUUCACACACUACAGGAAGAGAGAUUGGAAACUUUUGCCAACAUGUACAAACACACACCACUAAAGAGACAGGGUAAGAAGUUGUGGACAGUAAAGUUACCGGGGAGUAUGACGACUAUGGAGGUGAUAGAUUACAAGAGUAAGGGCUUUAAGGCGGUGAUAGUGGCCCUCAAUAAUUGUCAGGUCCAUAUCUACAAGGAAAAGUACCUCGUCAACGUCAUCAAGACGGACGAUGUCGUCACCGGGCUCAAGUUCGGACAGUUUGGCCGAGAGGAGGGAACUCUCAUAAUGACCCUGAAAGGUGGUGGGUUGAUGAUUAAGAUUCUGAAGAGGAAUGCCACGUUUGAGGAGAAGGAUCUGUCUGGGGGUCCCCCCGCCGCUCAAAAUUCUCGUCUCAACGUCCCGAAGAAAACCAAGCUGUUUGUGGACCAGACGAUGAGGGAGAGAGAGAGUGCAGUCACGAUGCACAGGACGUUCCAGAGGGAUUUGUAUCUACUGAGGUUGAACACACUGAGGGAGUAUGCCAAAUCCCUAGACAACAGCAUGAAUCCCAUCUCAUCUGAUCCCACCGAGCCUCUCAAACUCAAUGCUCAGGUCCAAGGAAUCGGUCCUACCUUCAAACUAACAGUCAAUCUACAGAACACGUCACUCAGUCAGCCCUCCACCAGUCUACUGAUUACAUUCUUAUAUGACGAGAAACUGUACUCCUUCAAAAAAUCCUUCAUUGAGGUGCCUAUGCUGGUUCCCGGCCUGAACUAUGCCUUUGAGACGUUUGUUGAAUGUUUGAGUGACAAAGGGGUCUCAGACAAUAUCAAGGUAUUUGUCUUGAAGGACGGGAAGAGUGUUCCCAUCAUUACAGGCGUCAUCAGCAUGCCCGUCAGCGAGGGAUUGGUGGUGGUGUGAGGUCAACAGAGGUCAACUAAGGUCAUACACCUACACCCACGCCAAACUAAUUUUUCUCUUUAGGUGUGAAUUUCAGACAGUGAAGAAACAUUUUGUGAAUUGUAAAAUUGAACUUUUAUUAAAUGAUGGAAAUAUUAAUGAACAUUGAAAUGAACUGUUUAUGUGCAAUGAUAAAAUAUUGAGAUACUGAAUUUGUAAUAUUUAUUGUUUUAAGGCCGAAUGUAAACUUACCUUAUUGAUUUGAGUGACAACAAAU
Messenger RNA from Saccostrea cuccullata (small rock oyster), 1831 nucleotides. RefSeq names its product Bardet-Biedl syndrome 1 protein-like. Gene Ontology annotation, cellular component: BBSome; centrosome; axoneme. Gene Ontology annotation, biological process: non-motile cilium assembly; protein localization to cilium. Lineage: Eukaryota; Metazoa; Mollusca; Bivalvia; Ostreida; Ostreidae. The record is from RefSeq and is a predicted model, not a curated record. Gene Ontology annotation, molecular function: smoothened binding; patched binding.